Messenger RNA from Mus musculus (house mouse), 3797 nucleotides. It is a transcript of the gene Slc35f6, whose product is annotated as solute carrier family 35, member F6. The transcript has 7 exons. The record is from RefSeq and is a predicted model, not a curated record. Gene Ontology annotation, molecular function: transmembrane transporter activity. Bases 1006 to 1965 code for a protein of 319 amino acids. Lineage: Eukaryota; Metazoa; Chordata; Mammalia; Rodentia; Muridae. Gene Ontology annotation, biological process: transmembrane transport; negative regulation of mitochondrial outer membrane permeabilization involved in apoptotic signaling pathway; positive regulation of cell population proliferation. Gene Ontology annotation, cellular component: membrane; lysosomal membrane; mitochondrion.
ACUCCCGGCCCGGAAGUUCUUGAGUAGGAGACUCCACAUCCCGGGUGACCCGGGUUGGAGCUGCUGAUUCAAGUGGUCUCUCGUGUCCACCACUAUGGCCUGGACUAAGUACCAGUUGUUCCUGGCCGGGCUUAUGCUGGUCACCGGCUCCAUCAACACGCUUUCGGCAAAAGCCUCACUGUCCAGAUGCAACUAAGGUUCUCCAGGAGAAGAACCAAAGUCACACAGAUCCUCAGAGCUCCCUCCUAAGCUCCUGAGGCCCCGCCCCCAGCUCCUAGGGGUUGAAGAGCCUGCCAGCCAGGGAGGGUUUGUGAGCCUGACGCGCCUCCACCUGUGGCCACGAGACCCUGUGUGGCAUCACCAGGUCUCUGUUAGAGAAGCUCCCACUGUCUCUUCAGCACCUACCCUUUGGGUUCUAUGAACAGCUUGGCAUUGUUGCUUCAGUGUGACGACAGGCCCAGCUUGUGAGAGCCUGUCAGGAGGUCGGUGCCGUGGGAUGGAGAGAACGUCAGAUUUGGAAGCUGUGUGAUGAGAAUCUCUGCCCUGCUCCCCCACAAAACUACAGGAAGGUCUCCUUAUCAACAUCAACGAGAAUCCUCUCCUGGGGAAAUCACGGCCUUCUAAAGACCUCUGGAUGAGACAGAGAAACUGUCUCACUGUUGGACAACCUGUGCAUGCAGGAGGAAGUGGCACCAAUUAAGAAGUGACGGGAUAUUUCAGAGAUUUCUUCAGUUUCUGUCACUCCUGGGUGCACAACUUCUACAAUGCUGAGCUUUGAGUGUGGACAAGGAAAGCCUCCUACAAGUGACUCACUGCCCAGCAGACUUAGUCACCCCACAGCCUGCCUGCUGACAUUCCGGGAACCCUGAGAGAAGCUGGCCUCUGCCAGCUAAGGGUUUGCCCUCCUAGAGCUUCACAUUAAGGUGGGCCGACAACUUUGUAGCUGAGGGCUGUGGAGGAAGCCAGGAGCACAGCUUCAAGCAUCCCUUCGUCCAGGCAGUGGGCAUGUUCCUGGGAGAGUUCUCCUGCCUUGCUGCCUUCUACCUGCUCAAAUGCCAAGGCAGAAGACAGUCAGCCUCCAGUGUAGAGCCCCAGCAGCCCUUCAACACCCUGCUUUUCCUGCCCCCAGCCCUGUGUGACAUGACUGGGACCAGCAUCAUGUACGUGGCCCUGAACAUGACCAGUGCCUCAAGCUUUCAGAUGCUGCGGGGUGCAGUGAUCAUCUUCACAGGCCUGUUCUCAGUGGCCUUCCUGGACCGGAGGCUGGCACCAAGCCAGUGGCUGGGCAUCCUGAUCACUAUUGCGGGACUGGUGGUAGUUGGCCUAGCUGACCUCCUGAGCAAGCAUGACAGUCAACACAAGCUCAGUGAAGUCAUCACAGGUGACUUGUUGAUCAUCAUGGCCCAGAUCAUCAUUGCCAUCCAGAUGGUGCUAGAGGAGAAGUUUGUCUACAAACACAACAUCCACCCACUCCAGGCAGUAGGCAUCGAGGGCUUCUUCGGCUUCGUGAUCCUCUCGCUGCUCCUUGUGCCUAUGUUCUACAUCCCCACGGCCUCCUUUAGUGGGAACCCUCGCGGGGUGCUGGAAGACGCGCUGGAUGCCUUCUGCCAAGUGGGCCGACAGCCCCUGAUUGCCCUGGCUCUGCUAGGCAACAUCAGCAGCAUUGCCUUCUUCAACUUUUCGGGCAUCAGCGUCACCAAGGAACUGAGUGCCACCACCCGCAUGGUGCUAGACACCCUGCGCACCAUAGUCAUCUGGGCCUUUACCCUCGCACUGGGCUGGGAGAUCUUCUAUCCAUUGCAGAUCCUUGGUUUCCUCAUCCUCCUUAUGGGCACCGCCCUCUACAAUGGGCUGCACCGACCACUGCUAGCCUUCCUGUCCAGACGCUGGCGACUCCCUACCCAGGAGGGAGAGCAAGAGAGACUGCUAGGUGACAGUCGGACUCCCAUCAAUGAAGCCAGCUGAGCCCGCAGUGAGAUCUCUGCUGCCACCAGAUGGCUGAGGCCAUGCAGACUGGUGGGCUGUGGGUGCCCUGUCCCCAAGGCCUCACCCCACCCAUCCCUAAUGACCCCUCUGUGCGGCCGUUGCCAGAGAGGAUGGGAGGAUACCAGGUCUUGCUUUAAUCCUGAGGCCUGUAAUAUUGGGACCCAGCCCCCACAGGCCCAGAGAUGGCAACCACUCUCAGCCUCCAGUUCUGCUGCACUAGAACAAAAUUACGAGCUUGAAUGGCAAGAAUUCACAACCCUGGUAUUUCUGUUAUACACUAACUUGUCAUGGUAAAUUAUCUAGCCUAUGAACCAUACACUACAAAGAAGUCGGUGAACAGGUUCAAAUCAGAACUAAGAGACUAUUCUGCAGAGUUGGAAGAUACUCCUGAAGCCUGUCUAAAAACCUAGUUUCUGACCCAGCCGUGGCUUGGGGUGUGCACCAGGUCUGACUGCUCUGCAGCACAGGUGUGCAUAAUGUGUCUUUGGUGCCUUGCAGCCCCAACAUCCUAUGGCCUCUGAUUGUCACUAGCCUGAGAAAAGAGCAGCACACCUGUACCCCUUCUCCCCAUGGCGGGGGGGGGGGGGGGCUCUUUGGUAUUUUUGUUUUUAGCUUGAGGUUUUUGCCAUUACCUGUCCCUGACUGUGCUGAAACUCAUGGUGUAGACCAGGCUAACCUCCAACUCACAGAGAUUUAGCUUCUACUUCCUCAGUGAUGGAAUUAAAGGUGUGCAUCACCACGCCCAACACCUCCUUGAUGUUUUGACUUCCUUGAUGUUCUUCAUACCCUAAGGCCCCUCUGCCUGGAAAAAACAAAGGGGGAUUCCAGGCAGCCCAGGAAAUCGAUUCUGGAGCUUUUUUGUUUUUGUUUGUUUGUUUUGUUUUGUUUUGUUUUGUUUUUGUCUGAAGCAAAAGUCUUACUGUGUGGUACCAACAUUCAACUUCCUAUGUGGCCCAGAGCUGGCCUUAAACUCAGCCUUCCUGCCCAAGUACUGAGACUAUAGGAAGGUACCAACCCGACAGCAGAGCUUCUUCCAUUCUCAAGGAGACUGAAGCCUGGAGUUGUACCUUGUUUGGCAAGAGGGGUCUGUGCUUACUGCCAGCUUGGGCCAAAGACCUGAGAGGCCCCUGAUACAGGCAGCUGCAUAACACUGUAUUAGAGAAACUCAGAGCCAGUGUGGCCCCGCUCCCAGGAUCCAGACCCAUAGCAUCCACAGGAUGACAGACUUAGCAGAUGUCUUCCUCACUCGGUAAUCUGACAUCCCCAGCAUUAGGUUAAAUGCUUCACCCUCACUCCCUCUCAUGAUGUCUGCAGAGGCAAGUGCAGAGGGAAAAACCGCCCCACCCAGCAGGUGUGACAAAUUCCACUACUAUGCAGAUCUCUGUGGGCCUUUGGGGUGGAUUUCUAGGGCUGGGCUAAAGACCUAACACACUGUUACCCUGCAGAGGCUGUUACCCUGAACAGAAGAAAUGCAGUCGGAAGGAGCCUUGGAGCUCUGGCAGCCCUUAAUCACAGCAUUGCUUAUGAGAAUGGCUGAGUGGCCACUCACUAGUAAAACACUAACAGCUUUCUUUGUGAGGGGAAGGGGCUCUUGAUGAGCUAAGCCCUCAGUUUAAUUUGAUUGCAAAAGAUUCUAAAGAUAUGUCAAGGAAGGAAGGAACUCUUCAAUUCCAUUAGUCCUGAGUCCCCAAGACCCCAGCUUCUCUGGACUACAAUCUGUCACAGGGAGAAGUAAAUGUGCCUCUUUACUCAAGGUGACAGAGACAGUGUGGCAGCUGGCUUGUACAAAAAUAAAAACUGAGGCCCUACAA